AUGAAUGAAGGCUCGUCUUCGGCAGCACAUGAGGGAGAGAUCGCUUGGUUUCAUGCAGGCACUGAUUUGUCACGCUCACAUGCUCUUGACAUCUGCGCCGAGCUGGUUGGGCAUGUGACACACACGGAGAAAAAGCUCGUCCUUGACGCUUUCCAAAGCUCUCUUGCUGUGCCUUGGUGCAUCUCCAACCAAUAUUACCAGGCCCAUGUUCAUCACGUAUAUUUAGAAGAGUUCAAUCAAAUAGGAGGCCGACCAGCUGUUGUUCUUCUUGUUCGGCAUGAUAUGAGCCAGGAUGCUCAUCAACAGGUCCUUGAUCGCUUACGAAGCGAACAAGAAGUGGACGUGGCACUGGUUCUGGGAGUGCGAAUGGACAACGAAACACCAGGAGGAAGCAAAGAGGUCUUAUCGGGACCAGAUGUUGAUGAACUGGAUGCAAUGUAUGGCUCAACAGGCUGGGAGUACAUGGAGUUGAUACCUGACGCGCCCAAGCGAAUAUCCGAGGCACUCAUGGCUCAUUCCUCAUGGCCCGGUAUGCAGCUGACUGAGAAGGGCACUUCCAAAGGCGGGGAUGAAAACGAAGAUGAAAUGGGUGAGUUCCAGACGUUUCAGGACCCGUUUUUGGCUGCAGUGAGGGAUGCUAGUGACAAUACCGAAGACGAUCCACUCAUGGAGAUGUUCGAACAAAUACACACAAAAUUGGACUACGUCAAAUCACUACCCUACGGCCCAGCUAGAGAAAGAGAAGCUGCACGAGUAGCGCUGGCUUUCCAACGAUCUGUACCAUAG
Molecule: messenger RNA, 786 nt
Organism: Malassezia globosa CBS 7966
Lineage: Eukaryota; Fungi; Basidiomycota; Malasseziomycetes; Malasseziales; Malasseziaceae
Exons: 1
Coding region: 1-786 (261 amino acids)
Source: RefSeq, a predicted model, not a curated record